Rhizopus microsporus ATCC 52813 is the source of this 1302-nucleotide messenger RNA. RefSeq lists its product as uncharacterized. The transcript has 7 exons. The coding region runs from base 1 to 1302 and encodes 433 amino acids. The record is from RefSeq and is a predicted model, not a curated record. NCBI's taxonomy places the organism in Eukaryota, Fungi, Mucoromycota, Mucoromycetes, Mucorales, Rhizopodaceae.
AUGGAUAGUGCAUCCUCGAGUUGCGGUUUAUCGCAGAGCAGAAUUUAUUCAGAAGCAGAGAUUCGUCAGAGAGAUAUGGUCUAUAAGUAUUACAGGGAGAGCAAAAUCAUAUGGAAAUAUGACCCAGUGCCGAAUGGAUGGUGUGUUUAUAAUGCGUUAGCUCAAGGCAUGUUGGACUUUCCAGUUAUAAUUGCAGAGAAAAUUCCUCAUGUUGUGAGAAAUAUUUUGUUGAAAUGUUUACAUACUUUUCAUGAAGGCUUUUUGGAAUUUUUUGGUCGUUAUUGGUACAUGAAGCAUGAACAGGCCUUACAGGCAGAACCAGAUACUGAGAAAAAUGACUGGUGGGGAAUUACACCAGAUAUUUUCUGGAUAGCCGUUGUUGCCUAUCAGAAACCGGUGCUGAUCGGCGGCCAUGGGCAUGAAAAAAACAUCACCCUUUUUGAUAUACCGAGUAAGCAACCUUUAGUCGAAGGUCAAAAAUUUGACAGGCCGCCGUGCCUUUUCCUACAAAGACAUUAUCAUAUUUUAGUCUACAGUGUUCGUCGACAUACUCAACGAAAGCACCAUAAAAUCUUGCAAUCACGUUCGAAGGCUCAUCAGACUAGUAACUCUGUAGCAUAUAGUGAAAUAAAUGUCAAAAAAUAUAAAGCAGCGGAAGUUGUACAUGGUUGCCCAUCAUGUAACAAGACUUUUAAAGAAAAGGAUGAACUUACAGCGCAUAUAGGUGGUGAACAUAUAAUAAGUAUUAAGCAAGAGACAGUCGGUGGUAUCUUAACUCACUGGAUAGUCGACGGAGAUGAUAUCUCUGUCAAGUUUCAUCAGUUUCGGCAGGUAGCCAUAAGCCUUCGAGAGAGUAGAGGGCUGCACAUUAAAGAAAAUAUAGACUAUAUAUUAGCAUUAUCACAUAUACUUAUUUUAAGAAAGGAAACAAAACUCUUUAGUUUACCAGGAGAUUUUUUUGCCAGAGAACUACAACAAAAAUUGUAUCAAUAUAUGCAGCAUAUAUAUCAAUACCCACAACUGUUUGACUCCUUUCUUAAAAAGAAGUUGAAGAAAAUUAUAAAAAGAUACGUGCAAAAAAAAAUUGAAACCGAUGAGGCGAGAUAUAAAAUAUUUCGUCUGAUGAGAAAGAUAAAUGGUAGUCAGCGUGCUGUUCUACGUACAGUGCAAGCAGUUGUCCCAGCUGCAUACGAGCACAGUACAUUUCCUGUAUCGGAAGCACAACUGAUCUCUGACUAUGUGCAUCCUUUCUUGCAAGCUUUGCUUGCGGCUUACAGCCCUCAAUGUGUACCCCAUGUGUAA